Molecule: messenger RNA, 2575 nt
Organism: Maylandia zebra (zebra mbuna)
Lineage: Eukaryota; Metazoa; Chordata; Actinopteri; Cichliformes; Cichlidae
Gene: dars2
Product: aspartyl-tRNA synthetase 2, mitochondrial
Biological process (GO): aspartyl-tRNA aminoacylation
Cellular component (GO): cytoplasm; mitochondrion
Molecular function (GO): aspartate-tRNA ligase activity; nucleic acid binding; ATP binding
Source: RefSeq, a predicted model, not a curated record
AUGCGCCGAUUGCCACAUGACUGGAUGAGACUGAACAGAUGCACAGCAGCCCAUCCUCAUGAGCAGGCAGUCGUGAAAACUUCUCACGAGUCUUAUCCGGAUCCAGGAAGAGUAACGGCAGCUCACCUGCUCUCACUGCCGUGGAGCUUCAUAAUGCUCACAUUACAACCUUAAGGACUCUGCAAGCCUGUUACUCUGAGGGAGAGGAGUGCGACAGACACGGCUCUGAAUAACAUGCUCUCCUCAGCCUGAGCUUCACUCUGUGUUUUGAAAGAAAUGGCAACAAAAGGCAGGCUGGUGCUGCGGAGUGUGUUCACAGGACUCAGAGCUCAUGCUGUCUGGUAUCAGAGCUCAGCUUCGACUCCCAGUCAAGGUCGGCUGCUGUGGAGACCUCAGCUCAGACAUCUGAGCUGCUCAUACGGACUCUGCGGGGCUGCUCCGCCCUCCACAGGUCCCAGCAGUCUGUCGUUCAGGAGUCACACCUGUGGAGAACUGCGAUCAGAUGAUGCGGGGAAGAAAGUCACUCUGUGUGGCUGGGUCCAGUAUCUCAGGCAGGACCUGUUCGUCAUCCUGCGAGACUUCAGCGGCUUGACACAAAUUCUAAUUCCUCAGGAAUCUCCAAGUACUUUGAAAGCCACGUUGUGCAAUCUGACGCCCGAGUCUGUCAUCAAGGUUACAGGAACAGUCAGGAACCGACCAGUGGGGCAGGAGAACAAGGAGAUGCCGACAGGAGAGAUUGAAGUCUUGGCAGAGAAUGUGGAGGUCUUCAAUGUGUGCCAGAAGCUGCCGUUUGAGAUAAAAGACUUUGUCAAAAAGUCUGAGUCAUUGCGGAUGCAGUAUCGCUACCUGGACCUGAGGUCAUCACAGAUGCAGAAGAACCUAAGACUGAGAUCCCAGCUGGUGAUGAAGAUGAGGGAGUAUCUCUGUAAUGUGCACGGCUUUGUGGAUGUGGAAACUCCCACUCUGUUCAAAAGGACACCAGGGGGAGCCAAAGAGUUUGUGGUUCCCUCCAGAGAGCCAGGAUUAUUUUACUCUUUACCCCAGAGUCCACAGCAGUUUAAGCAGCUUCUCAUGGUGGCUGGUGUAGACAGGUACUUUCAGAUAGCCCGGUGCUACAGAGACGAAGGCUCCAAACCAGACAGGCAGCCUGAAUUCACCCAGGUGGACAUAGAGAUGUCUUUUGUGGACCAGGCAGGUAUCAUGUCACUGGUGGAGGGUUUGCUGCAGUACUCUUGGCCUGCAGAACGUGGUCCUCUUAAGGCUCCUUUCCAAACUCUGACAUAUGAAGAGGCCAUGAGGGACUACGGUGUGGACAAACCCGACACCAGAUUCAACAUGAAGCUAAUAGACCUCAGUCAGAUCUUCCUUUCCACGGAAAUUGAAUUCCUCCAAUCAGCUCUUGGCCAACCAGGAGGCUCCGUUCGGGCCGUCUGUGUCCCCAGUGGAGCAAAACUUUUCACUGGGAAGGAUUUGGAAGAACUGAAACAAAUAGCCAAGACUCAGUUUGGACAGGAGCUGAGCCUGGUGCUGGUCAGAGCAGACGGGACAUUGAAGUCUCCCCUGAAGAAGCUGCUGUCUUCGUCUGUCACAGACGAGCUGCUGAAGUGGACUGAAGCCAAGCCAGGAGACCUGCUUCUGAUUGCAGCAGGCUCCCACCACACUGUUUGCCCAUUGCUGGGUCAUCUUCGCCUGCAGUGUGCAAAGCUCCUGGAGUCUCAUGGUGUGGUCGUGCGUGACCCCUCAGCCUUCCACUUCCUGUGGGUCGUGGACUUUCCUCUCUUCUUGCCCAAAGAAGAUGAUCCAGAGGAGCUGGAAUCAGCUCAUCAUCCAUUUACUGCACCAGUGCCAGAGGACACACGGUUACUCUAUACUGAUCCACAUAAGGUUCGUGGUCAGCACUAUGACCUGGUGUUAAAUGGCUGUGAGAUCGGAGGAGGCUCCAUUCGCAUCCACAAAGCCUCAGAGCAGUUUUAUGUACUGAAGAAUGUCCUUAAGGAGGACCCCGGACUUCUCUCCCACCUCCUCGAGGCCUUGGAUUCAGGAGCGCCGCCUCAUGGAGGCAUUGCUCUGGGUUUGGAUCGACUGGUCUCAAUAAUAGGAGCUCCCAGCAUCCGCGACGUAAUCGCCUUCCCCAAGUCAUUCCGCGGUCAUGACCUCAUGAGCCGUGCACCCGACUUGGUGUCUGAAGAGGACCUGAAGUGUUACCACAUUUCUGUUAAAAUGCCAACAGAGCAAGGAAGAGAGGGAAAGUGAUUAAGAAGAACCACAGACAUCGAAGGAUGUCUGUGUAGUCCCAGGUCUGGUGAGGCUGAGGAGAUGUGCAGACUAUCAGCAGACAGCAAAAAGACUUUGAGGCUGUAAGAUCUGUGCCAGAUGGCAAAACAACAGAGACAAGAGAUACUUGUGGCUGCAUUGAUGCUGCCGUCCCUCUAUGUUUGUGGUCCUUCGUAUCAAGUUUUUUAGAUAUUUAUAUCUUUUUACUGAUUCUGUACAGCUGCUUAUUAUGGGGUGGUUUGGUGUACAUGUUCAAAUGAGGCAUUAUAUGAAAUAAUAAUAAAUCUAUAAUGUCAUUGUU